GCAGAUGUGACGCUGUGUUCGUUGGAUUUCGCCGCUUGUUGCCGGCGUGCGAGUCCUUCGGGUAACGCGAACGUGAGCCUGCGAGGGAAUUUAACGGUAUUUGCAGGGCCUUUCAGUUUUUUGGGCUUAUAAGGCGAGAAAGGAUACCCAUUUUAGACGAUCUCUGUUUUGCUGUGUUAUGGCUGAGGGUGAUGAUCAACAGAAAUUAAGAUUCCAGGUUGAACUAGAAUUUGUCCAGUGUUUGGCUAACCCAAACUACCUGAACUUCCUUGCUCAGCGGGGAUACUUCAAGCAGCAAGCUUUCAUCAAUUACCUCAAGUACUUGAAAUAUUGGACAAAGCCAGAGUAUGUCAGGUACAUAAAGUACCCAAUGUGCCUGCACUUCCUGGACCUGCUGCAAUACGAGCACUUCCGCAAAGAGCUGGUGAACUCGCAGUGCGCCAAGUUCAUCGACGACCAGCAGAUCCUGCACUGGCAACACUACACGCGUCGGCGUACCCGCCUGCUGGCCGGCGAGGGCUCGCCCACGCCCGUCGGCAGCAGCACGCCCACGGUCUGAGGUGGCCAGCCGGACC
This is a messenger RNA of Pollicipes pollicipes, 575 nucleotides long. RefSeq names its product mediator complex subunit 31 (gene MED31). Gene Ontology annotation, molecular function: transcription coregulator activity. Gene Ontology annotation, biological process: regulation of DNA-templated transcription. Gene Ontology annotation, cellular component: mediator complex. NCBI's taxonomy places the organism in Eukaryota, Metazoa, Arthropoda, Thecostraca, Pollicipedomorpha, Pollicipedidae. The coding region runs from base 179 to 559 and encodes 126 amino acids. The transcript has 4 exons. The record is from RefSeq and is a predicted model, not a curated record.